UCCAGUUUUCUUGUAGCUGUAUCUCUGCCAUCUCCACUUAUUCUAGGCUGCGGCAGGGCAAGUAUUAAACUGCACUGUGCUUUAUCAACCUUCCUUCUUUCUUUGAUCAACAUGUUUGACCUUGUUGACGUUAUUUUAUUUCUCUUAAUUUCAAUAGUCUUUAGCUCUCAGCUCCUUAGUAUUCGUAAUAGAACUAUGGAUAAUCCAAACCCACCUGCACCCAUCUUCAACCCUAGGGGAAGGAGACGGCCUCUGAUACCAAACUUGAAUCGGCACCAGCCUCCACGUGAAAAGCCGCGAUUCUUCACAAGCACCUAUGAGGUUACGCCAGAAGAUAUAACCGAGGUGAAAGAUAUCUUGGUAAAGGCUAGGAAUCUACCUCUUGAACUUGUCGAUAUGAUCUUAGACGAUGCCGAGUAUUGGGUUUGUUCUUCCACUAUCAUCGAUCAUGACGAUUCCGAGUCGGGUCGCAUCUCCAUCCAUGGUGCACGUGAAGGAGAAAACCAAUUCCUGCUUCGCACCAAGCCGCUUGGGCUUACUAAAUGGUCACCUUCUAGUCAAGAUCUGUGGAGAGUAGAAGCUACUCCUAAGCAGCUCGAGAAGGAAUACCCUCAGUCUGAUCUGCAAAAACUUGCAGAGGGGCCUCUGCCCACGUUAGAACAUCCAUUUCGAAAAGUUGUUUUCGAUAUUGAGAGUUGCGACCAGGGUUGGAGUAGCCAUCAUGACGACCAUGGCACUUAUCUCAGCUCCUUUACGUGGUUUGAGGCGGGGUUAGAGCGCUUCGAUAAGAACAACGAAUGCCUGCCGGAUUGUCCAGAUCGGAAAUACAACGAUAACUCCAAUGACUUAGAUAUCCCAACAUGCGCGAUACGCCCAAUUUGGCCCUCAGUGGUACACGACCAAGGCGGCGCCAGUGGUCCACGGUAUCAUCAUGAUUUGCUUGCUGAUAAGAAUCACGAGAUACAGCGCAACAAACACGCUGUAGGUGAAUUACAACACCACCACGUCGAGUGGGCCUGGGAUGACAAUAUUGACCCGGAAUCCUUGGAGACGGAACGCCUAAAUGAAAUUGGCCGGGGAUCAGGCACUGGUAACGGUGAGUUCGUUAGGAACUUGAAAUUUGGGGAUAUGAUCACUGUCUGGGGUCACGCAAGAUUUCCGGGAUGGACGAAUAGCGUCAAAAAGGUCGGGGUCAAGGUUUAUUGGACGCUAUAAUUUGCCUUUCGACCCUGGGGUAGAGCCGUGAUGGUGCUUAUGCUCUCUGUUACUUGGACAUCCACAAUCCUUUUAUACCUUAUACCUAGGUCACUAAUAAAAUAAACGAAGUAUUUGCCUUACCACCGAACGUUCUAUUCUACUAAGGACUUCAUCUGAUCGAAAAACUCGGCUACCUUAUGAGGUAGGUACCUAA
Molecule: messenger RNA, 1411 nt
Organism: Daldinia loculata
Lineage: Eukaryota; Fungi; Ascomycota; Sordariomycetes; Xylariales; Hypoxylaceae
Exons: 3
Coding region: 112-1215 (367 amino acids)
Source: RefSeq, a predicted model, not a curated record